This is a messenger RNA of Dictyostelium purpureum, 2955 nucleotides long. RefSeq lists its product as uncharacterized. The record is from RefSeq and is a predicted model, not a curated record. The coding region runs from base 1 to 2955 and encodes 984 amino acids. NCBI's taxonomy places the organism in Eukaryota, Evosea, Eumycetozoa, Dictyosteliales, Dictyosteliaceae. Gene Ontology annotation, cellular component: nucleus; Dbf4-dependent protein kinase complex. Gene Ontology annotation, molecular function: protein serine/threonine kinase activator activity; protein binding. Gene Ontology annotation, biological process: positive regulation of nuclear cell cycle DNA replication; regulation of cell cycle phase transition. The transcript has 2 exons.
AUGAGCAAUAAUAUAAAGUUUUUAGAUUGCUUAAAAUAUAUUAAAAAAACAAAUCAUCUAAAUAAUGUAACAAAUAUAACACCUAAAAAUUUUUUAAAAAAACCAAACAAUGAUUUUUAUAAUUUAAUAUUUUUUAAAAAAAAUUUAAAUUUAUCAAUAAAUCAAAUAAAUAGUAAUAAUAGUUAUAAUGAUGAUACAGUAUAUAGUAUUAGUGGUCAUUUAAAUAAUAAUAAUAUAAUAUUAUUUAGUAACAAUAGUUUCAAUAAUUUUAAUAAAAAUAAUAAUAAUAAUAACAAUAAUAAGGAUAAUAAUAAUAAUAUUUUAAAUAAUGAGGGUUUUAAUUUUAAUUAUGUUAAUCCCGAUAAUAUAAAACCUUUUAAACCAAGACAUUUACCAUUCGAAACCACUACAAAUUUAGAUUUUAUAAUACCACCAGGUCAACCAACAGUCGAAUCAAAAGAAACAUUAGAUAAAUAUUUAAAGUUGGCAAAAGCAUUAUCAGCAGUUGGAUACGAACAUCAAGAAAGUCAAAAUUGGGAACAAGCUUUAGAAUCAUUUAACAAGGCACUUUUUUAUAUUAAAAUUUUAUUUUCAUCAUCAUACAAGUCUAAAAUUGAUUUACGUGACUUUGCAGUUUUAUUGGGUAACUCAGCAGAAUCACUUGGUAGAUUAGAUAGAGUUGACGAAGCUUUGGUAAAAUCCCAACAAUCCAUUGAUGUUUUAGAGGUUUGCUGGAAAGAGUACGCAGAGAAAUAUGGUUUAGCAAAUGCAAAAAGAAAUUGGUCAAAAGAUGAAACAUUGGGUAUUUUCUAUAGCAAUUAUUCCGAAUAUCUUUUGGAUGGAGAUAAGUUUGAAGAGGCAGAGCCAUUUUUAAUGAGGGCUCACGAAAUGUUAAGCAAAAUAUAUCCUUUGGAUCAUCCAGUCAAUAUUGAAAUUGGUAUUUCAUUAAUUAAAGUAUUAAACGAAAUGGGUCGUACAUUAGAGGUAGAGAAAAUCUUCAAAAAGUAUGGUGAUACAAUUACAAAUGCAAUGGGUAAAACUGAAGAAUUUAAACAUAUUGCUGAAAAAGUUCAAAAUGAAAUAAAAUUUCAAAUGGUAGAGCAAAUAAAACACCAAUAUCCUCAAUUAGAAUUAGAUCAUAAAGAUUUUGAAGAUGAUGAAGAAAAAGAAGAAGAUGAAGAUGGUGAUAUUAUUGAGUAUGAUGAAGAUGGUAAUUUAACAGUUCGAAGUAAAAAAAGUCAAUUUUUAAACAAUAACGAAAAAAAUCAAGAUUUUGAAGAUCAGGAUAAAGAGGACGAAGAAGACGAAGAUGAUGAAGAAGAUGAAGAUGAACCAAUCAAGUAUAAAUAUAGGGAAAAAGAAUUUGGUGUUCAAGAUUUAAUACUAUUAGAAGGAAAAGAACAAAUGGAAUUUGAAAAAGGUAAAGAAAGUAGUUUAAUGGAAAAGAAUUUUGGAGAAAGAGAUUUUGAAGAAUUGGACGAAGAGGAAGAUGAAGAUGAGUUUUUUGAAUACGAUAAAGGUGAUGAAGAUGAAGGUGAUAGAGAAAAUUUAGUAGAUUCGAAUAUAUCGGCCAAAGAAGAGUACUUGAAUUUAAAGUUAGAGGAAGAAUUAGAAGAAAUGAAAGAAAAGGGUGAAAAGAUAUAUUCAACAAACCACCCACUUGGUAGUAUUUUAAAUAGCUUUGAUGAUAUAUUUUAUGAUGCCACAAAGAAACUUUCAGAACUAGAGGCUGAAAAGAUUGUAGAUAGAGAAGAGCGUCUUAUCAAUAAACAUUCAGGUGUACCAGAAAGAGUCGUUUGGGAAGAUGGUAAAAUUAUUACACCAAUAGACUCAAGAGGAGAACCAGUUAGUCAAGGUGCUAUUGAUAAGUGGGGUAAAUACUUGGCAGAGGAUUUAAUUGAUGAUAAUAACGAAGAAGAUGAAAUGUUAGAUAAAUAUAUUGAAAAGAUGGAAUCAUUAAUAGAUACAAUGUCAAAAGAAGAAACUGAAAUCAUCGACUUAAAAUUCAAAACACUAGUUCCAACUUUAAAAACAAUUUUAAAACAAGAUAACCCAGAGGAGUUUUUCAACACUACUUUAGAAGAUGCAGAAGAAGAUGAUAAAGAACUAAUUAGAGUAACAGAGGAAAAGUUAAAAAAAUUAAACAAAGGUUUAAAAGAAAUUAAAGAAAGAAAAGAAGUUUUACCAAAAGAUAAAGAUGGAAAUUUAAUAAUACCAGAAGAUUUAAAUGAAGAUUAUUUAAAAGAAUUUGAUGUAUCAGAAGAUUUUUCAAUAUUUGAUGAUGAUGAAGUAGAAUUAGAUGAAGAAGAUGUUAAAUUAGAAGACGACGAUGGUGAAGAAGAUGGUGAUGAGGACGAAGAAGAUAGUGAAGAAGAUAGUGAAGACGAAGAGGAUAGUGAGGAAGACGAUGAAGAUAGCGAUGAAGAUGAAGAAACUGACGAUGAAGACAGUGAAGCUUUUACAGAUGAAGAUUAUGUAUAUAAAGAAAGUUAUGACGAAAUCACAGACUCAAGUAAUUUAACCAAUAACAAUAACACUAGCGAAGGAACAAUUUCGCAUCAAAGUCUUGUAAGAUUCAUGGAAGUAGCAAAUAAUUGUGGUUAUGAUGAAGAGAAAAUUAUUUCAAGUAUUGGUUUAGAGGAGUUUGAAAAAAUUCAAAAACAUAUCGAUAAAGAUUCAAAACCAUCAAAAACUAAAGAAAAUGACACCAAAGAUGAUGAAGAUUCUAUUUUAGAUUUAUUAGAUGGUUUAGAAGACGAUGAAGAUGUUACUUUCAAUGAAAGAUUAAACGAUUUACAAAACUUGGGUGAUGGCUUCGAAGAAUUAGAAGACUUAGAAGAUGAAAUAGUUGAUCAAAACAACCCAGAAGAAGAUUUAGAUAGAUAUUUAAAUAGAGUUUCCAAAAAUGAAGGUUUCCAAAAUUAUUUAAAAGAUUUAAAAACUAAUAAAAAAUAA